Molecule: messenger RNA, 678 nt
Organism: Rhinocladiella mackenziei CBS 650.93
Lineage: Eukaryota; Fungi; Ascomycota; Eurotiomycetes; Chaetothyriales; Herpotrichiellaceae
Exons: 4
Coding region: 1-678 (225 amino acids)
Source: RefSeq, a predicted model, not a curated record
AUGCCCCAGUACAUAUUGUUUUCUCUACCAAAAGCGGAUGUGUCGAGAGAAGUUCUCGAGGCUGACCUGUCUUAUUAUCUGGGGCGGGACGCCAAGAUCGUGGACAGUCAUAAAGGUGACCGGUAUGUCAUCGAGGCUUCUCAGCAUCCGCCGCGGUCGAUGCUCCCAUCGCUCCGAGACGAUACUCUGAAAUGGCGUGGAAGUGAUGACUAUCGGAGACAACUGAGAUAUUUAGAUAGUCGAAUCCAUCAAGAGCGGAAGCGUGCUUGUCGCGGCAACACCGAACCCCGCCAACAAUUGACAAGGUAUGAAUCCUAUGGAUCAACCACGGCGAAUGGUUCUACAUAUUGCACACCACCAAUCGCGGUUCCUCAAAGACCGACCAUGUCCAAGCGAAAUAGCUCGACCAGUGGUUCGGUCAUGGAUUCGGUGCAAGGCUCCCCCGUUUCCACGUUUGGAAGCCCGGCAUGGCAGAGCAGUCAUAGCUAUUCCUAUGCCACUCAGUAUUCCACUCAAUCCAGACGUCCAUCAGAUGCCAUGGGCCCGUUGGAUUCGGGCAUGAGAAGCCGCGCCAUGUCGGUUUCCAGUGACACCAGUGAGUUUGGAAUCAACGGGGGCUAUGGAUGGGCGCUGGACGAAGAACCUCGACCGUCCAUCUCCAUGAGUGGGAGGAGAUGA